Messenger RNA from Onthophagus taurus, 8535 nucleotides. It is a transcript of the gene osa, whose product is annotated as trithorax group protein osa. Gene Ontology annotation, molecular function: nucleosome binding; DNA binding. The record is from RefSeq and is a predicted model, not a curated record. Lineage: Eukaryota; Metazoa; Arthropoda; Insecta; Coleoptera; Scarabaeidae. Gene Ontology annotation, biological process: positive regulation of DNA-templated transcription; regulation of transcription by RNA polymerase II; chromatin remodeling. Gene Ontology annotation, cellular component: brahma complex; nBAF complex; SWI/SNF complex.
CCAUUACGGCGGUGAGACGAGCAAAGUAAAAAGUAGUGCGAACUUGGUUGGGAUAUUUCUGGAAAAUGCGAAGGUCUAUAAAUCUUAAAAUCGGUAAACGUGUACAUGGGAAAGUGAUAAAAGCGUGCGAUAAUAGUAAAAUUGACAAACGGGCUACAGUUGGGUUAAUCGCUAUCUAAUAUUUGGGCGUAGGAAUACGGAUUUUCUCCCAUAACCUCGACUCGUGUUAUUGGAGUGUAGGGAAUAAAGUUGAGUGUCAGAUGUGUCGAUCAUUUGGUAAAACCGUAAGUUUCGUGUGGAAAAUCGUGGUUUGGGUGCCGCUAACGGAUUUAUUAUGCUACGGCGCGUGGUUCUGGUUAAAGAUGUGAAAAUAAAAGGCGGAGUAACGGUACGAUCAGGGUGUUGGCAGUUCGUAGCCGAUCGCGGCCGUUUCUCUUAACAUGGCUGCGACACAGGCCGAAAAGCAACAAAAUGACGUGAGCGGCGAAAAAGUGCAGCCGGAUCUGAAUGUUAGGAGCGCGCUGUUGCAGAAUGGGACCGAUAAAGGUAGCGUUAGGUCUGGUUGUGGCGUAGCGGUGAGUAAAACGAAAAACACCGGCCCUAAAACUCUCGGUUUAGACAUGAGUCAAUACCGAUCCGAGAGCGGCGGCGGCGGCGAUAGUGAACAAAGUUUAAACGAUUCGGUGCCGAACUCGGAGUAUCCCGCGUCCACGGCGGCUGCCGAGGGAGACGGCCACGCCGCCGCCGCGGCCGCAGCAGCAGCGGCAGCCGCAGCAGCAGCAGCCGCCGCCGCCGCCGGCUACGGCAUCCCCUUCGGCGAAGGAGGAGGUGCUGGCGGCGUCGGCGGAGGAGGAUUUCACUUCCCGCCGCGUCAACCGUACGGCGGCGGCGGCCCCCCUGGCCCUGGUCCGGGCCCCGGCGGACCUUCGGCGGGUUCCGCUCCGGGUGUCGCGAACAUCGGAAACAUCGGAAAACAACAAUCGCCCGGGGGGCCCCCGGUCCACGGGCCGCACGGCGGGCCCCACGCGCCCCACGCUCCCCACGCUCCUCACCAAGUGGUGCCCCACCAAGGCCCUCACGCUCCGCACGGGGCUCAGCCAGCGCCUACUCAGCGCAUCUUCUCCGGCCAGGCGAUCUCUCAACCUACGGGACCGACGCCGACCCUAAAUCAGCUGUUGCAAAGCAACAAUCCCGUAAUCCGCUAUCAAAACAACUACGGACAUCCGGAACCCCCUUACGGGCAGACCUGCGGAACUUGGGCCCCGCAGAAACCCGUCGCGCCCUACUCGAACAACCCGCCGACGUCGGUUUACAGAAAUCAACAAACGCUCUCGCCUGGAUACAGCGGGUCGUCUUCGUCUAGCCCAGGUUAUGGUGAACCUAGAGGAGGUUGGCCUGGGGCUCAAGUAGGUGGACAACACGGUCCCGGUAGUCCAGGACCACCUUCUGGUUCCGGUUCUGGUGGCGCGAGUCAACCAUCACCACAACCCUCGCAACCACCAAGUCAUUCACCUGGACCCGGACUUCCCCCAAGUCCUCAACAUCAACCAUCUACAGCGUCUUCACAUCAGGGUUUCCCCAAUCGGCCUGCGCAACCGACUACUCCAAACGCGCAUGCACCAGACCAAGCAGAUUUGAGUGGUGGUAACAGCAACGAUAGCUCUGGAGGAGCGGCCCCGGGAACCCCAAAUUCUCAAGGAAUGCGACCUACACCAAGCCCGACAGGUUCCACAGGUUCAAGGUCUAUGUCUCCAGCCGUAGGUCAGCCAAACAUUCCCCAACCGCCCAGACCGUCGAGUGGGCAAUCGGACGGAAGUGGAAACAGUCGAAUGAGCCAUUCUCCGAUAGCGACGCAAGGAAACCAAAGCACUUACCCGCCCCAUCACGUCCAUCCGGGCUACAAAGGGCACCCCGGUAUGGUCUCGCAAGGUGUCGCAGGGCAACCUUUACCUCUUUACCAACCAAACCAGCAAUAUUCUCAGGGGGCGUACCCCGCCAGGCCACCCGGAAACAUGCAGUACCAAGGCUAUACGCCUGGUUCGCAAGCGCCCCCGAGUAAUCAUUUGCCCCAGCAGUAUGCGAACAGAAGUGGGGCGGCGCCAGCACCGAAUCACAUGUCCAACUCGCAGUUUCCACCGUAUCAACAACAGUGGCCGGGGACGGCGGGUUCCUCCUCCGGUUCUGGAAAUCACGUGGCCCCUUCAGUUUCGGCUAGCGGAGGCAAGAGCGCUCCCGGUGGCGGCGCCCCUCCACAAGCUUCGUCUCCGUCAUCGGGAUCGCCAAGACAGCCACACUACCUCAAGCAACAUUUACACCACAAGAUGGGAUUCGCGAAUGUUACUCCUUCGUCGAUGCCCCCGAGCCCGAGCCCUCCGCAAAAUUACCACAUGGGGCCGCCGACAGUCGGCCAUCACAUGUCCGGGAUGGGACCUCCUGCAAGUAUGGGGCCGCCGCCUACCGCUAGCCCAUUGAUAACAAAUAAUCAUCCCCAACCUCCUCCGAGCUCUACUCCGAACUCUCAUAAUCAAAUGGCAUCCGACAUGAUGGAUAACGGUAUUACUACGAUAGCUAGCGGAAAUUUAUCUACAAAUGUUACAUCGGCGGCUGCAGGUUCUGUCACGUCCGUCGUUACGACAGGACCGGACGGAACGCCAGUAGACGAAGGUUCGCAGCAGUCUACAUUAUCGAACGCUUCAGCAGCUUCUGGUGAAGAUCCCCAAUGUCCUACAUCCAAAGUUCGAAAGAACGAUAUGGGCCAUUAUAGCCACCCUACGACGCCCCAGAGCACUGUGCCUUCGUCCCCGGCAGCAAGUAUGAAUUCUCACGAGGAGUACGAGCAACUUAGCAAUCCAAGUUGGCCGAGGACACCAGCGAGUCCGGUUUUUAAUAGUCAUGUGCCACCAACGGACACGUACAGAUCAAAGAAAACGGAUAGCUUGAGUAAAUUAUACGAAAUGGACGAUAGUCCGGAAAGGAGAGCGUGGCUGGACAAACUUUUAGCUUUCAUGGAGGAACGUCGUUCUCCGAUAACAACUUGUCCCACCAUAUCGAAGAAUCCCUUAGACUUGUUUAGGUUAUAUGUUUACGUUAAGGAACGGGGCGGAUUUAUGGAGGUUACAAAGAACAAAACAUGGAAAGAUAUAGCUGGUAUGCUGGGAAUCGGCGCGUCGUCCAGCGCUGCGUACACGCUUCGCAAACAUUACACGAAAAACUUACUCGCCUACGAAUGUCAGUUUGAUAGAGGCGGAAUCGAUCCCCAACCUAUUAUAAGUCAAGUAGAAGCAAGCUCAAAGAAAAAAGGCGCAAAGGCCGCUUCGGUGCCGUCUCCCGGAUCUUCAAAUUCUCAGGAUUCUUUUCCAGCUCCAGGAUCUGGCGGACAAUCUAUGGACGGAUAUUCUGGGUAUGGUUAUCCUCCGGGAACGAACCCUGAUUUUAAUGCACCAUCUCAAAGAACUUCCUCCCAAAUAAAUGCACCGUCGCCGCAUGCAGGUGCUGGAAAUGCAAAUCACAUGGGUAGCGCUCCUUCAACAACUUCGAAUCCAGCCGGAGGUCCUUCUGAUAACGUAAAUGUUUCUAAUCCUUUUGACGAUGUCUCUCCAAGUCCGCCACCAAGAGGAGGUCCGUUCCCAAGUGGAACUCAUCCACCGUAUUCAGCAGCAACUCCACCACGCCCACAAGGCCAAGGACAAAGUUACGCCGGCCAAGCCGGCUAUAAUCAAUAUCCAGGUCCAGGACCCGGAGCUCCACCAGACCAAUAUUCUGCAUACGCUGGUGGAACGGGAUAUGCUUCACCUAGACCAUAUAAUCCAACACCUUAUACCGGUGAUAACGCAGCCGCCACAUCGGCCACUAAUACGCAAGGAGUUGCGGCACAAGGACAAGACUCGUAUACGCGCUACGGAAUGGCUAACGCUCCAGGAAGCGGAUACACAGCAAGGACUGGGGGAUACGGUGGACCACCACCUAGUAGCGGUGCACCGCCCCCAGCUCAACCACCUACGCCUUACGCGGGACAACAAGAAUAUUAUUCGCCUAACCAACAGAAUUAUCCGGGACAACAACCAAACGCUGGGAGUGGAAGUUAUCCUGGGGUGCAACCUCAAAACAAAAACAUGCCUCCGCCACCAAGAAGACAUCCGGACUUUGCAAAGGAUCAACAAGGUUACCCACAGUAUGGUCAACAGAGACCCCAACUUUACACCGGUUGGACGAAUAAUAAUCAAUUUAGAAGUCAAUACACACCAGGUACGGGUGGCCAACAAUGGAAUCAAGGUAAUAGGCAACCUGGACAAUGGGAUAGAUACUCGCCUAACCAAGGAUAUCAGCCGUCACCGCAAGGAAACCAACCGUGGUCGGGUAUACCAACGCCCGGAGUGCCACCAAAUUCCGCGUUGAGACCACCAAUGGGUCCGCGGCCAGGAAAACCCUUCAAUAUGCAGCCACAACAACCGGGUAAAAGUGCGCAAGCGCAGGUGCCGCCAUCGGGUUCGUACAACCAAAGCCAACUUCCGAAACGAGAAAUUACGUUUCCACCUGAAAGCGUUGAAGCUACGAUGCCGGUGCUUUAUCGUAAAAAACGAAUAUGUCGAACGGAUUUGGGAUCGAUAGACGCCUGGCGCGUGAUAAUGUGUCUACGUUCAGGUUUACUUUUAGAGAGUUGUUACGCGUUGGACGUAUUAAACGUACUGUUAUUUGACGACUCGUCAGUGGGUUAUUUUUGUUUGAAUCAGUGGCACGGUUUGCUAGAUCUGCUUUUAGAGCAUUUACGAAAAAAUUUAUCCGACAUGUUUGACGGUCCUUUCCCAAAGGUCGAAAAGGAGAAGGAUAAAGAAAGUACCGACGAAUCGAUAGAAGUAGAAGUGGACCUUGGGGGUGUAGUGACUCCAAUAGACCCUGAUAACAGAACUUUAGUGUUGAACAAAACGGAAAAUUAUACACUUAAUAGUAGGAAAGGGUGUCCGAUAAAAUUAAUAGAUAGAAGCGAAGAUAUAUUCGUUAGAGAUCAUCAUAAAAAUUGGGAUACCAGAGGAGACGCGGCAGGUAUCGAUUUACUCGCCGAGGUAAUCACCGAUCCUUGGCACCAAAUGUCGGAACAUAUACUUCCGACAUUUCAAGCUGAAUUCGGACGAAUACCAUUCAGCAGAAAAUUGGAAGAAAAAGCUAAAUCGGAGACGAAGCCUCCCGUGUCGUCGUCGUCGUCACCGUGGAUUGGAAAAGAAGUGGAAACGCCUCGAACGCCGCCUCCGCCGCCAGACGUAACAAAUAUUAGUGAGAAAAUAAAGCGAAGGACAAAAACUUUAAGUGAUGUGAUAUCUCGAAUUAAAAAGGAGUCCGCGUCCGAGGAAAACGGAACGUUACCUUCGGACAUUAAGGGCCGCAUUAAGACUGAACCCGCUAGCGACGAGCCGAAAGAUCUGAAGGCGGCGACGGUAGCAUCGCCAGUUACGACUCCCACAACAGCAACAACUACAACGGCAACCGUUGUUCCUGCCGCAACAACAACCGUAGGCGGCGUUAACGGAACUGGAAAUAACGCCAACGGUACCUGUCUCAACAUUAAGGAUACAGCAUGCACCUUAAAACGGCGCCGUAUGUCCGACUACGAAGACGAAGCCUACAGUCGUGAUGAAGCCAGUUUGGUUUUACUUACGGAAAGUCAGGAUUGCGUGGGUAGACGAUGCAUCUGCAUAUCAAACAUUCUGCGCAGCUUGACAUUCGUGCCUGGGAACGAAGCCGAAUAUGCGCGCAGUUCUACGUUUUUGGCAUUAGUGGGAAAAUUAUUACUAUUCCAUCAUGAACAUCCACUGCGCACACUAAAAACUAGAAAUUAUGAUCGCGAGGAGGAUGCCGACUUCUCGGAUUCUUGCAGUAGUUUACAAGGCGAAGGAGAAUGGUGGUGGGAUUUCCUGCUGCAGAUACGAGAAAAUAUUUUGGUAUCAAUAGCCAACGUCGCCGGUCAAAUAAAUCUGGAUCAAUAUCCGGAAGAGGUAGCUCGGCCGUUAUUGGACGGAUUGCUUCACUGGGCGAUAUGUCCGUCCGCGCAGGGUCAAGAUCCGUUUCACUCUGUGGGUUCGUCGUCGUUGUUGUCGCCGCAACGGUUGGCGUUGGAAGCGCUCUGCAAAUUGUGCGUGACCAAUAAUAACGUGGACCUGGUUAUUGCGACGCCACCGUUUUCGCGUUUAGAACGGCUAUGUGCGGUAUUGACGAAGCACUUGUGCCGGUCCGAAGAUCAAGUAUUGCGGGAGUUUUCGAUAAACUUACUACAUUAUUUGGCCGCAGCCGACAGUUGUAUGGCACGCGUGGUCGCGUCUCAGCAGCCGUGCGUUUCGCUGUUGGUGGCCUUUAUCGAACAGGCCGAAAUGAGCGCGUUAGGUGUCGCCAAUCAACACGGUAUAUCGGCCCUACGCGAAAACCCCGAUUCGAUGGGAACUAGUUUGGACAUGCUUAGACGUGCCGCGUCCACGUUAGUUUUUUUAGCGGAACAUCCGGAUAAUAGGCCUCUACUCGUUCAGCAAGAGUCGCGUUUGCUGGCGUUAGUGAUGAGCCAAAUACUCGACCAGCAGGUGGCGUUACUUUUGUCGAAGGUGCUGUACAAGAUAUCCCACAGCUAAUCCCCUUGUAGAUACUUUUGCGGCCUUUGGACUGUUUCGGACUGUUUUUUUUUUGGACUGCAGACCGUGUACAGAAAUGUAUAGAGUGAUUUAAAUGAAAAAUAAAAGAAAUAAAAAUAAAAAUACUUCUACCUAAUCUACCGAUAAUUAAGUGAAAAGUGUGAGGUCGUCAAGUGUCGAUCCAAGAAUAAUGUGGAGAUUUCUAAAUACGAUUUCUCCGUUAAAACUUAUCCGACGUAGUAUAAUCCGUGUACCAUUUUGUAAAUUAAGCAAUUGUCUUUCUGGAAGAAAAGAAAAAAAAUGAAAAUGUUAUACAUUCAUGUUAAUUAUGUAUUUAUUCGUUUCUUUCAAAGCACCACACCACCUCGUACUUGUACACUGUCUCUUUAACUACGCUUUGCGAACACCGCGAUUAUUACGAAUAUCGCGAACACCACCGGCCAGACCCGCCUUUAAACUGCUGGCAAUACAAAGUGACCAAGAAAAAGACUGGAAUAAAGCUUCUCCUUUCAUUUUUACCACUAGUUUUUCAUAGUCGUGUCGUUCUAUACCCUAUCACUUUUCCAUAUGCUUUAUCAUACGACCGAGGUUUUUUUUUUGUUUUCAUGUACAAACAAAAUUUUAAUUGCAAAUAAAAGAAUUCAUUGUAUGUGUAUAUAUACGCGUACACGCGUGCGCUGCUCAUACAAACGCGUGUGUGCGCGUAUACGUGUAUAUUUUCCCUGUAUAUACGCUGUAUAUAGUUAAAAAACAGGUACAUAUAUAAAUAUAUAUAUAUAAAUAAAAUUGCGUUUGUAUGUAUCUCGAAAAUAAAAAAAAAUGAUGAAAGUUUUCAAAGUACAAUACGAUCCUUGAACAAAUAAGACCUUUGAACAUAAGGCAAAGUAUAUGUUGUUGUUGUGAAAACGCGGUGGCCUGUCCGUUUACAUUUGGUAUGCAGUUCUUUUUUUAUAAAUAAUAAUACAUAUAAAACGUGUAGACGUGCAGCGUGAUGGAAAGUGAUGUAAAUUUUUAACUUCCAAAGUUUAUAUGAAAUGCUUUGGCAACUCAGCAGGAUAAUUUUUAAUUUUUAUUAUUUUAUUUUGUCCGUUUCUUGUGUAGAUUUUUUUGUGCGAUUCAUCCACUGUUCCGCUUUAUUUAGUUAUUGUUACUACGGAUCUUGUAAUUAAAUAGGAAUUAUUUUCGUAUACGUUAUUGUCGUGUUAAUGCAACAUCUAGUGUAUUAUAUAGUUAUUUUUCCUGUAGUUUGAAUACUUUCUAUUAUAAUAGUUCGAUAUCGAAUGAUGUAAAUAAUUUCCAUUUUACAUAAAAUAAUUCUUUUAUUAGUAUAUCUUUCGAGUAUUAUUAUUAUUAUAUAUAUUUUUGUUUAUUAUAACAUCGACAGGAAAAAUUUUACCUAGCGAAUAUGAGGUUAAUCUUUUUUUUAAUUUCUAUAUAAAUAAAUAAUAUAAUAACUGAGCGGAAACACCUUGAAAAUAUACGAAAAUUAUGAUAAUGUAAUCAAAACUAGGUACAUUUCCGUUAUGGCCACACUAUCGUAGUUGCGAUGUGUAUAAUUAAUAAAACAGCAUUUAUAAAAAGACUUUUUUGAAUAGAUUCUUCUUUAAUUUUCCGUUUUUAGUUCCUUAGAAUAAACCUCUCAAAAACAAAAUCGAUCAAAUUAUAAAUUAUUCUUUCAAUUAUUAAAAAAAUUAAUCUAAAAAGUAUCUAUAGGUACUGGGUGGUGCGGUGUUGAGUAUGCCUGAUGAAAUUUUCGUUUUAAUUCUUAUUUUUAUUUGAAAUUUUCAUUUUUUAUCCAUUUUCUCCGUCCUCUCCCCAAUUUUAACGGUUUUUUCCAUUACCCAUUUUUUUGUAUGUGGUAUAAUUGUGCGAAUGCUUUAUAUAUGUCCCUUAUGAUUAAAUAAAUGUACAAAAGAAAUACCAA